This is a messenger RNA of Chelmon rostratus (copperband butterflyfish), 773 nucleotides long. It is a transcript of the gene churc1, whose product is annotated as churchill domain containing 1. Gene Ontology annotation, biological process: multicellular organism development; positive regulation of DNA-templated transcription; fibroblast growth factor receptor signaling pathway. The record is from RefSeq and is a predicted model, not a curated record. The transcript is spliced from 4 exons. NCBI's taxonomy places the organism in Eukaryota, Metazoa, Chordata, Actinopteri, Chaetodontiformes, Chaetodontidae. Gene Ontology annotation, molecular function: zinc ion binding. Bases 155 to 493 code for a protein of 112 amino acids.
CGGGAUUGAGGGAGUUUUACAGCUCUAAUGGGCCACUGGGACCACCGUUCCGUGCGGAAGAGGAGUUUUUGCUUCAAAACAAUUAGCUGUUUGUUAGCCAUCUCCAGUGUUUUAUCACCAACAGGCUUUUUAUAAAAGAGGGUUUAAAGUUAAAAUGUGUAACGGCUGUGUGCAUAAAGAAUACCCGGACCGCGGGAACACUUGUCUGGAGAAUGGCUCUUACCUGAUGAACUACCUGGCCUGUGCCAACUGCCAUCAGAGGGACUUUGUGCUGAUCAGCAAUAAAGCCACAGAAGAUGAUGAUGAAGAGGAGAUAGUCACAUAUGACCAUGUCUGCAAAAACUGUGACCACGUCAUCGCCAGGCACGAAUACACAUUCUCUGUUGUUGAUGAGUAUCAGGAGUACACUAUGCUCUGCAUGCUGUGUGGAAAAGCAGAGGACUCCAUCAGUGUGUUGCCAGAUGACCCCAGACAGUCUGCGCCUCUCUUCUAGACCUUGAACCGGCACGUCACGAUUCCCUUUUUAAAUUGAGUGUCACCACCACAGACAUGCUGCAGACUGCUGGCUUCAGGGUUACAAAUGUUUUUUAUCAUGCAUUUAAAAUCUUCAAUUAUGUACACCAUAUUUUAAGGUCUUGGCUAUUAAUGAACUACUGUAUGCUGAGUUGAGUAAGACAUUUAACUGUAUAUUACCCUCCAUGACAACAACAAUUAUUAUAUGUAUGGUAUGGCGAUUGACAAUGUACUAUAAAUAAAUGUUUUUCUACUAAGAA